Messenger RNA from Sceloporus undulatus (fence lizard), 875 nucleotides. It is a transcript of the gene SEC11A, whose product is annotated as SEC11 homolog A, signal peptidase complex subunit. The record is from RefSeq and is a predicted model, not a curated record. Gene Ontology annotation, molecular function: serine-type endopeptidase activity. Lineage: Eukaryota; Metazoa; Chordata; Lepidosauria; Squamata; Phrynosomatidae. The transcript has 6 exons. Gene Ontology annotation, cellular component: signal peptidase complex; membrane. Bases 9 to 647 code for a protein of 212 amino acids.
UGGCGGAAAUGGCUGCCGGAAGCGGAAGUGAAGAGUGUUCUUUCCCCCCUCCCCUUCCUCCUCGCGGUGGCGGCUUUUCGGCUGCCUUCGCCUGUUCGUUCCUCGCGAUGUUUUCCUUCGACUUCCUGGACGAUGUUCGGCGGAUGAACAAGCGCCAGCUGUAUUACCAGGUGCUGAACUUUGGGAUGAUCGUUUCCUCAGCGCUGAUGAUCUGGAAGGGGCUGAUGGUGGCAACGGGCAGUGAGAGCCCCAUCGUGGUCGUACUUAGUGGCAGUAUGGAACCUGCAUUCCACAGAGGAGACCUUCUCUUCUUAACCAAUCGCAUUGAAGAGCCAAUCAGAGUGGGUGAAAUUGUGGUCUUCAGGAUAGAAGGAAGGGAAAUUCCAAUAGUGCACCGAGUUUUGAAAAUUCAUGAAAAACAAAACGGAGACAUCAAGUUUUUGACAAAGGGUGACAACAAUGCUGUUGAUGACAGAGGCUUGUACAAGCAAGGGCAGCACUGGUUGGAGAAGAAGGAUGUGGUGGGAAGAGCGAGAGGAUUUGUGCCAUAUAUUGGAAUUGUAACCAUCCUAAUGAAUGACUAUCCCAAAUUCAAGUACACUGUCCUCUUUCUACUGGGCUUGUUCGUUCUAGUCCAUCGAGAAUAGUUUGCUGCCAGGAAGGCCAACUGAAGGCACCAAUCGUGCUGAAUAGUGAGAUGUGAUGGCGUGUACAUUUCACUGCUUCCUAACUGAGUUGGGUUUGGCUCUUUGGUUUUAUUUUCUACUACAGCUGUGUAACAGGAAAGUUGAUCCCAGUAUUUUGAACAGUUUGUCACAUUUUAGCAUUUUUGUACAUCAGUGAAUUUUUUAUAUUAAAAGUUUUCAGCCAAAACA